Rangifer tarandus platyrhynchus (Svalbard reindeer) is the source of this 1884-nucleotide messenger RNA. The record is from the annotation of a GenBank genome assembly. NCBI's taxonomy places the organism in Eukaryota, Metazoa, Chordata, Mammalia, Artiodactyla, Cervidae.
AUGCGGAGUGUUCUGUUACCUCCUUCAAUCCCCCAACAGCCUUCUGAGAGCAACUCCGAGAGGACUGCUCCCAUCCUGCAGAUGGGGUUGUGGAACCCAGAGAAGGCCUGGCUCGUCGCGUCACACGUUUCUGAGCGACGGAGCAUCUGGCUCCAGAGCCUUAGUCCGCAGGGUCCUGGCUGUCCACUCACCGCCACUGACGCAGACCCUGAGAUGCGGGGUGAGGAGCUUGCCGCCAUCCUCUCUGCCUUCUGGGGUCUGAGCCUGGCACAGAGCUUCAGCAGAGCCCCGGCGGAGGACCCGGCCACGGCUCCCAGGCUUCACCUGGCUGAUCUCCUGGCCGACACGGGUGUAGCAGCCGUGCGCCACGCCACGUGGGAAGCCGAGGCCCAGGGCAGCCAAGACCCGCUCCUCCAAGGCACCCACCACUUAUCCAACCAUCCAGCCAUGUGCCCGGUGAUCUGCCGGCUGCAGACCCCUCCCAGGUUUCCUGCCACCAUUGCACCACUGUGUCCUGGGUCUGAAAUGUUCUCCACUGUAGAAAACUGCCCACACAUGUACCAGGCCAGCUGGGCUUCAGAGCUCCUGCAGUGCCACCUGCUGCCCCCGCUCCUGCAGCUUGCUGGCCUGGCUUGUAGCAGCGCUACAAGCCCUUUGCCCGGCUCCCUGGCACUGUUCCUGAGGGUGGGCCCAGAGAUAAGCCAUUCAGGAUUCUGCCUGGACGGCUGGUACCCCUUCCAUCUGCUAGAGAGGGAGGCCCCGCACCAGCCGUGGGGCCUGCCCCCUGCCCCGGCCCCGGGAGGCAGCUCUGAUGAAAGUGCGUGUCUGUCGCCAGGCCUGGUGCAGAAUGUUCCCUACUUCCCUGCCUCGGGGGCCAGCACCCUCGCCCUGGACACCAGCCACUCAACACCCUGGUCCUCCCAGGGCCCCCUGCAUGCCUGCCCCUUGGGGCACCACUCUGAUGCCAUCACCAGCCCCACACCACCCGUUCCUUCGCUCACACAUCUUGGGACCCCCCCAGCUGCCCUCUCCUCCAGGCAGCCUGACUUGCAGCCGGCCCUGUGGUUACUUGCCUGGGGUGGCUCCCGGGCGCCUUGGAGAAAGGCCGGGCUGGACUUGCCCAGCGCAGGUGAGCGGCUGGCCCUGCAGACCCCGGACCCAGAGGGCCGUGGACCUGCGUCUCAGAGCAUCUCGGAGAAGACUGGGCAGUGCCAGAGUGCCGUCCUGCCCGGGGAUGGGGGCUGCAGAGCCGCCACCGCUGCCGACAGCGGGACAGCUGGGGGGUCGGGAGAGCACGGCUGCACGUCACUGGCGGGGCAGCCUCACCCGAGUCAGUCUGCUGUCCUGUCUCCCCUCAACGGCUUCCAAAGCCAGGGCUCAGGGGGGCCGCACGCCGGGCCCUGCCCCUCACCCCUCAUCUCGCGCCUUGAGGUCCCCUUCCCCGGCCACGCGGUUCCUCUCUGCCCCCCACCUGGUGCCAACCGGAAGUGCCCCAUGGAGUCUGUGAUGUCACCCCUGCCUCCCGGCACACAUCGCACUUCAUCCCCCACCCCUAGCAGUCAGCUCACUCCGCUGACACUGAGCAGACCCUCCUUGCGCCUGCUCCGGGGACAGGAGCAGAAGGCCCCGCGUUCCGAGCGCCCGGUGGGGAUGCGGCUGGCUACCAGCCAGGAGGCGAUGCCAGGCUCCUCGUGGGGUGUUCCUGGAAGCACACUCUGUACUGUGCCCGGCACAUAUAAGACAGAACCCCGACAUUCACCGGGCACCCAUCCAGGAACACGGGGAGUCUCUGAAUCUGGGAACACCGCCGUUUCUAAGACUUGCAGCUUCAGCAAGGUCCUGGGGAGGAGACACCAGGGGACCCUGGCUGCUCAACCUGAGUGA